GUCAUUAUUCCCACGAGCGCAAGAACGCUCGAGAAAGAUUGGCACCAUGUCAACCAUUGCCGCUGCUGUAUAAAUGGUUGCUAGGUUGCAGUGUGCCAGUGUCAAUUGUGUGGCUGUGACCUAGCUAGUCGAUCGGUCAUGUCGUCGCAGCAAUGGCUUGGUGACGGCACGGCGCGGAGGUGGAGGGAGCUCCAUGGUGAGAGCGACUGGGACGGCCUCCUGGACCCGUUCGACCUCGACCUCCGCCGCACCGUCAUCCGCUACGGCGAGAUGGCGCAGGCGACGUACGACGCCUUCAACCACGAGAAGCUCUCGCCGCACGCGGGCCUCUCGAGGUUCGCCGCGCGCCGCUUCUUCGAGCGGGCGCAGCUGCCGGGCCACUCCGCGGCGUACCGCGUCGCCAGGUUCGUGUACGCGACGUCGUGCGUCGCCGUGCCGGAGCCGCUCAUCCUCCGGUCCGCGUCGCGCGCGCGCAGGUGCAGGGAGAGCAACUGGAUCGGGUACGUCGCGGUGGCCACCGACGAAGGGAAGGCUGCGCUCGGGCGCCGCGACAUCGUCGUCGCGUGGCGCGGCACGGUGCAGUCGCUGGAGUGGAUCAAGGACAUGGACUUCGUCAUGGUGCCACCCAAGGGCCUCCUCCGGGACAAAGCUUCCGACGCCAUGGUGCAUCGAGGGUGGCUGUCCAUGUACACCUCCAGGGACUCUGAGUCCAGCCACAACAAGGACAGUGCUCGAGAUCAGGUGUUGAGCGAGGUGGCGAAGCUGGUGAGCAUGUACCAGGACGAGGAACUGAGCAUCACGGUGACGGGACACAGCCUCGGCGCCGCACUCGCGACGCUGAACGCGUUCGACAUCGUCGAGAACGGGUACAACAGGGCACCCCGCGCCGCGGCAGCGGCGGCGGGCUGCCCGGUCACCGCGUUCGUGUUCGCCAGCCCGCGCGUCGGCGGGCACGGCUUCAAGCGCCGCUUCGACGGCGCGCGUGGCCUCGGCCUCCGCCUCCUCCGCGUCCGCAACGCGCGCGACGUCGUCCCCAGGUACCCGCCGGCGCCGCCGUACCACGGCGUGGGCACAGAGCUGGCGAUCGACACGGGCGAGUCGCCGUACCUGAGGAGGCCCGGGAACGAGCUGGUGUGGCACAACCUCGAGUGCUACCUGCACGGCGUGGCCGGCGCGCGCGGCGGCGAGGCCGGGCGGUUCAAGCUCGCCGUGGAGCGCGACGUGGCGCUGGCGAACAAGUCCUACGGCGCGCUGCGCGACGAGCACGCCGUGCCGGCCGGGUGGUGGAUCCCGUCGAACAGGGGCAUGGUGAGAGGCGCCGAUGGCCGCUGGACUCUGAUGGACCGCGAGGAAGAUGAGGAUAGUGCAGAGUAAAUGAUUGGAUGGAGUGUAUCAAUGUGCAUGAGCAUGAACUCGCAUAUGCAUCAAGAAAUAAUUACUGGACAUCUCAACGUGUCCAAAUCAAUACCUUUGUAUCUGUAACAAUGUCCAAAUCAACACAUGCAUUUGACUGGACAGAGUUUUAUUUACAAAUGAAUUAUGUGAUAUGAGGGGGAAAUCCCAUUUAUUCGA
Oryza sativa Japonica Group (Japanese rice) is the source of this 1572-nucleotide messenger RNA. Lineage: Eukaryota; Viridiplantae; Streptophyta; Magnoliopsida; Poales; Poaceae. The record is from RefSeq and is a predicted model, not a curated record.